This is a messenger RNA of Ooceraea biroi (clonal raider ant), 904 nucleotides long. RefSeq names its product rhodanese domain-containing protein CG4456. NCBI's taxonomy places the organism in Eukaryota, Metazoa, Arthropoda, Insecta, Hymenoptera, Formicidae. The record is from RefSeq and is a predicted model, not a curated record.
AUGCCCCACGCGCGUUACGUAAAUGACGUAAAUCACGCAUGGCAAUCGCCGAAUCGUGACCUGCACGACACAAGGAUUUAAUUAUGAGAAACAGGGAAUAAUCAUCAACGCGAUUAUGAGAAAAAAUAAUUGACGUUUCUCUGAUAAAGACGCAAGUAGUGCAAUUCUCGUACCAGACAAUCGCAUACCGUGACGUCGCUGGUUGCUGUUGACAUUCAUUAUGUAUGCCAGAUUCGCUCGUCGAUUUUCCCAAGGAUUCGUGCUGGCUCUGUCGCGCAGAGACGCGAAAGGCGUACUGGAAACGGCGGAAAGCCACGGGCGAUUCCUAGAAAUUAUAUCUAAUCGCCCGAUCGACAAUCUGACACGAGGUUUGCACUUCUCAAAUUUACCUCUUCGGGCAGCGGAUGUCACGAUGAGCAGCGGGAAGGUGUUUAAUGUCGACUACGAGCAGCUCCUGGAGGCGCAAAAGGAUAAAGAUGUCCUGAUCGUUGACGUUAGGGAACAGAAUGAGAUAAACGAGACCGGGAAAUUACCUGGAAGCAUUCACAUACCGAUGAAUGAUGUCUCCAACGUGCUGCUCAAUCUCUCGGAGGAGGCCUUCAGGGAACAAUAUGGCAAACGUAAACCUACUAAGGGCACAAAGAUCAUACUUAGUUGCCGAUCUGGAAGAAGGAGUGGAAUGGUGCAAGAAGCAAUACAGAAAUUAGGAUACGAAAAUGCGUAUAAUUAUACUGGAGGCUGGCUAGACUGGGAAAGUAAACAGAAAAGCUGAAUGAAAAAAUGAAAUUAUGAUUAUAACGAUAUUAUCAUAAUAUUCUCUUUUAUAUUUUCAAUACUCAUACCGCAGCAAUUCUUCAAUGUUAUAAUAUGUUAAAAAAUAAACUAUACUUAUAUAUUUAUAAAA